Messenger RNA from Penicillium antarcticum, 1242 nucleotides. RefSeq names its product translation initiation factor eIF5. The record is from RefSeq and is a predicted model, not a curated record. Lineage: Eukaryota; Fungi; Ascomycota; Eurotiomycetes; Eurotiales; Aspergillaceae. Gene Ontology annotation, molecular function: eukaryotic initiation factor eIF2 binding; translation initiation factor activity; GDP-dissociation inhibitor activity. Gene Ontology annotation, biological process: formation of cytoplasmic translation initiation complex; formation of translation preinitiation complex; translational initiation. Gene Ontology annotation, cellular component: cytosol. Bases 1 to 1242 code for a protein of 413 amino acids. The transcript has a single exon.
AUGGCCACUGUUAACAUUCGCCGGGAUGUCACUGAUCCCUUCUAUCGCUACAAGAUGGAGAAGCUCCAGGCCAAGGUCGAAGGCAAGGGCAACGGUAUCAAGACCGUUGUCGUCAACCUCGACUCUGUCGCCAAGUCUCUGAGCCGUCCUCCUGCAUACCUCAUCAAGUACUUCGGUUUUGAACUCGGUGCCCAGGCCAACGCCAAGCCCACCGACGAACGCUGGAUCAUCAACGGUUCCCACGAUGCCCCCAAGCUCCAGGACUACCUCGAUGGUUUCAUUUCCAAGUUCGUUCUCUGCAAGAAGUGCAAGAACCCCGAAACCGAUGUCUCCAUCAAGGAUGAGAAAAUCACACUGGACUGCAAGGCUUGUGGUCAGCGUUCCGACGUUGACCCCCGCCUCAAGCUGAGCACCUUCAUUGUUCGCAACAACCCCAAGGGUGGCAAGAAGGACAAGAAGAAGACCCGCCGUGAGCGCCAGAGAGAGAAGUCUGCCAACGGCGAGGACGCCAGCCCUGGUGACAGCAACAACUCCGAGAACGGUGAUGAUGCCGAUGAGGCCCCUCAGGCCGGUAGCGAUGACGAGGUGAUCCGCCAGGCCCAGGCCAUUGAGGCUGAGACCGAGAUCAAGGAUGAUGAGUGGGCUGUUGACGUUUCCGAGGAGGCCGUGAAGGCUCGCGCGAAGGAUCUCCCCUCGGACCUCAAGCGUGCCCUUGUCAUCGAGGACGGUGACGAUGAAGGCGCCGACGGCCCCUCCUCCUACGAGCAGCUGGGCAGCUGGAUCAUCGAGACUGCCGCUGAGAAGGGUGGUGUUACCAACGUGUCCGACGUCGAGAUCUACCUGAAGGCCAAGGAGUUUGGCAUUGAGACCAAGCACAAGACCUGUGCCGUCCUUGCUCAAAGCAUCUUCGACGAGAAGAUUGCCAAGCAGAUCGAGGGUCGUGCCGGUCUCCUCAAGAAGAUGAUCAGCUCCGAGCGUCACGAGAAGGCCUUCCUCGGCGGUACCGAGCGCUUCGUUGGUCAGGACCACCCUGCUCUCGUUGCGCAGAUCCCUGCUAUCCUGCUGGGUUACUACCAGAACGACCUUGUGUCUGAGGAGACCCUCAAGGCCUGGGGCGCCAAGACCAGCAAGAAGUACGUCGACAUCGCCACUAGCAAGAAGAUCCACAAGGCUGCCAAGCCUUUCAUUGAGUGGCUCGAGAGUGCUGAGAGCGAUGAGGACAGUGAUGAGGAGAGCGAGUAG